Molecule: messenger RNA, 1103 nt
Organism: Bufo bufo (common toad)
Lineage: Eukaryota; Metazoa; Chordata; Amphibia; Anura; Bufonidae
Product: WAP four-disulfide core domain protein 3-like
Exons: 7
Coding region: 43-912 (289 amino acids)
Biological process (GO): antibacterial humoral response; innate immune response
Cellular component (GO): extracellular region
Molecular function (GO): peptidase inhibitor activity
Source: RefSeq, a predicted model, not a curated record
AACAUCUAAUGAACAUCUCAUCAAGGUCUCCAGCAGUCAGACAUGUCUCCAGUGCCCUGCCUCGUCCUACUGCUCGCCUUUAGCUAUGUGAGCACCUCAGCAUUACCUGAUGCAGAAAAGAUAUUACCAAUACCUGUUUUUGACUUUGAGAAGCCGGGGACUUGUCCUGCGGAUGUGGACUACCCGAGGUGUGACAAUCCCGCGAUUCACUACUUACCAGAUUGUAAUCAAGACCAAGACUGUGAGGGGGAGAAGAAAUGCUGCUUCUCAGGAUGUAAAAACCGCUGCCUGCUCCCUCUACAAGUUAAGAAAGAUUCCUGUCCAUACUUCAACCAUUCGAUCUGUGUGCAUGUCAGGCCUUCACCUUCAGAGUGCCACUCAGAUGAUCAGUGCCAAGGAACCGACCGCUGCUGCUGCUCAGGCUGCAACCGCCGGUGCGUCCCAACAGUGACAGUGAAGCCAGGACAAUGUCCAGCACCAAAGAAAACGUGCUUCAAAAUUGAUUCUGCACAGUGUAAAACUGACAGCAGCUGCACUAGGAAUAAGAAAUGCUGUGACCGGUGUGGACUGAAAUGUGUGACUCCAGAACAGGAACAUGAUGGGGUAUGCCCCACCAGCAUCGAGAACUUGUCCUGCCUCACAUUUUAUAAAGCCCUGUGUAACCGAGACUCUGACUGCCCACGGAAGCAGAAAUGCUGCCUGUCCGAUAACACCCUGCAGUGCCAGGCAGUUAAGAAUGAAAAACCUGGAUCCUGUCCUAUUCCGAGCACUCGGUGCAAGACUCCUCUUCCCGCUCCUCUGUGUACCUCUGACAGAGUCUGUCCUGGAGACAAGAAGUGCUGCACCCCUUUAUGUACCCAGGAGUGCACAGACCCCCUUAUAGAGAUGAAGAUACCCAUAUCCUUACCCUAAGUGUGCACCUCUUCCAACCAGAAAAGCUGUGAUGUUGGCUGAAAAAUGGAAGUGUGGUUUGGUGGAAGUGUGAAGUCUUCAUUCAACGCAAAAGUGGAUAAUAAGUAUAGAUGUGAUGUUCAGAACUUUUUCCGCACAUAUAAAACUGGUGCUUGUGGUGACACAACAUGCAAUAAAUGUUAAUUAUAUCA